This is a messenger RNA of Pygocentrus nattereri (red-bellied piranha), 720 nucleotides long. It is a transcript of the gene cdaa, whose product is annotated as cytidine deaminase a. Gene Ontology annotation, cellular component: cytosol. NCBI's taxonomy places the organism in Eukaryota, Metazoa, Chordata, Actinopteri, Characiformes, Serrasalmidae. Gene Ontology annotation, molecular function: zinc ion binding; cytidine deaminase activity. The transcript is spliced from 4 exons. The record is from RefSeq and is a predicted model, not a curated record. The coding region runs from base 87 to 521 and encodes 144 amino acids.
UACCCUCCCCACAAGCACAUUCACACGUACUUAAGACAGUGCCCGGACAAUCUGGAGUAUGUGGUAGCUGGCACGCAGUCAUCGUCAUGGCAGAAGACAACUGGAACCCACAAGAUCUGAUAACCAAAUCUCACGAAGCUAAAGAAUGCUCCUACAGCCCAUACAGCAAGUUCAGAGUAGGAGCAGCUCUGCUCACAGCUGAUGGAUCUGUCUUUACUGGCUGCAAUGUAGAAAAUGCCUGCACCGCUCUUGGUAUCUGCGCUGAGAAGACUGCGAUCUCCAAAGCCGUGUCAGAGGGACAUAGAGAUUUCAAGGCCAUUGCUGUAGCAAGUGACAUGGUGGAAAGUUAUAUCUCACCGUGUGGUGGCUGCAGACAAUUUAUGAGGGAGUUCGGGCUGGAGUGGGACGUUUAUUUAUCUAAGCCAGAUGGGACUUUCAUGAAGAUGACAGUAGAGGAGCUCCUUCCAGAGUCCUUUGGCCCUAACAACAUGGAAAGGAAGAAAGCAGUUCCUCUUCAUUAACUAAUAAACAUGUUAUCUAGAAAAACAAAACCAAGACUAAAACAACUGUUACAGGUUCACAUCUAACUGGUAUAUGUGUUAUAUUAAAAUAUCAUUAUGUUACUAUCAUUUGCUUGUAUAUGCUGAGGUAAAAGCAGUGGUGCUUCUCAUAUUUUAGGAAUUAAACAAAACCCCCUUGCAGGACCCAGCAAACACCCUU